AUGGCGGUGAAUUUUGGAGACCACGCCAGCGGGUUCCGCCACAGUGAUGUGAUCAGGUUCAUAAACGAUGAAGUCCUCAGGGAUGGCAGCGGCCCAGCCUUUUAUGUGGCCUUCCGCUCGCGGCCGUGGAACGAGGUAGAGGACGGGCUUCGGGCCGUUGUGGCCGACCCGAACGUGCCGCGGUCCAUUAAGAGGGCCUGCACCUGGAGCGCGUUGGCUUUGAGUGUGCGAGCGGCCGUGAGGCAACGGGAGCAGCUGCUGUACCAGGUUCGGCGGCUGCAAGGGCAUGUGGAGGAGCGCCAGGCGGCCUCCUGGGCUCUGACCUCCCAGCUGGAGCAGCUGCGCCUGGAGCGUGAGGCGGCGGCCACACAGCUGCACUUCACGCAGUCCGCUCUGCAGCAGGCGCUGAAUGAGCGUGAUGGGCUGUACGGGAGGCUGCUCCAGGUUGAGAGAUUUCCCCAGGCUGCUCCACUGGCCCGUGAAAUAAUGGCUGGGCCGCAAACAGAGCAGCAUGGGGCUGUGGCAUGGCCCCUGGCUACAGAGCAGCAGAGAGGGACGGUGGCCAUGGGGCCACAUGCUAAUGCCCAGACGCCAACCCUGACAGAUGUUCUUUGUGUGCCAGAACCCCUGAGUGCCUGGGCCGAGGCCAGGCAGUCUCCUCUGCCAGUGCCAGUGCCAGAUCCAUUCCCGUGCCCACCAUCAUUUUCAAUGGAAGUCCCAUUCUUGCCAGCUCUACCACCUGCUGUAGACAUGGGAGCAGAAGCAGCAGCAGUCCCACUUCAGAUGCCUCCUCCUGGGAUCCACCCACCUUGCCAGUGGCCUGCAGUGGACUUCCAGGAGGAGGUGGCCCCUCUGUGGUACCAGAGAAGCUGCAUUCAGGAGGAAGGUUCUGAGAUCCUACAGGGGUCAUUCCCUUUAGGAGACAGCAGAAGCCACAGCCAGGGAGAAGAUUCAGAGAGGUCCCAAGGAAUGCCCCUCCCUGGGGACAGUGGGCGCCAAAACCAAGAGGAAGAUUCAGAGAGGCCCCAGGGGACAGCCCCACUGUGGAGCCACAGAAGCCACUUGCAGGAAAAAGGUACAGAAAGACCCCAGGGGCCCAGAAAGACACAAAAUCAGAAAGAAGGUCCAAAGAGGGCCCAGACGAGGCCCACCAUGCUGUUUAGAAGGAGCCACAAACUAGAAGGUCCAGAGAGGCCCCAGGGGACUGUCCCCAGGGGAGACAGCAGAAGCUACAGCCAGGAAGGAAGUUCAGAGAGGGCCCAGGGGAUGGCCACCCUGGUGGUUAUCAAAAGAAGCAAACCAGAAGGUCAAAAGAAGCCCCAGGGGACUGUCCGCCUGGGGGGCAGCGAAAGUCAUAUCAAGGAAGAAGGUCCAGAGACGUCCCAGGGGACUGUCCCCCAGGGAGACAGCAGAAGCUACAGCCAGGACGGAAACCCAGAGGGGGCCCAGGGGAUGGCCACCCUGGUGUUCAGCAGGAGCUGCAAACCAGAAGAAGGUCCAGAGAGGCCCCAGGACACUCCCCUGGGGGUCAGCAGGAGCCAUGGUGUCAGAGAAAGCCCAAAGAAGCAGCAGCCUGAGGGGCAGAAGGCCAAGCAACCAAAAGUGAAUAAAGUCUCAGGAUCCCAGCAACGGGAGAAGUGUGCCUCAUUGGCAAUUCCAGCGAAUUGGAAAUGUCCAUGUAAAGCCAUGAAUUUUUCAUGGCGUCCGGCCUGCUAUAAAUGCAAGAACGUCCGUGUGCCAUUUGAGAGUGGAGGACAAACUCACUGAU
Molecule: messenger RNA, 1768 nt
Organism: Cebus imitator (Panamanian white-faced capuchin)
Lineage: Eukaryota; Metazoa; Chordata; Mammalia; Primates; Cebidae
Product: testis-expressed protein 13D-like
Exons: 1
Coding region: 1-1767 (588 amino acids)
Source: RefSeq, a predicted model, not a curated record